AUGACUCCUCUCGUACGUUUAGUUGCAACUUCGCAAAAGUUUUGUUACCGAGGCGAUUGGUCGAAGCACCAUGAGCUUCGAACAGCCGCCUGCACCAACAACAAGACCUGUGCCAUUAUGCUGAAAACUGCUGGUGAUGAACAAUUUAAUACAUGUAUUUUAGAUUAUGGCGAGACCAAACAGGCAAGAGCUCUGUGUUUUGUGCAGUUUUCAGAGAACAUGACUUUCUACAAGAAAGUUAUCGAGUUUCAUUCGGGAAGGAAGUUUCAGACGAUCGCCAUCUUCAUGUGUAGUCUUGAGAAAUGUAACGACAGGCGCCAAUAUGCAGAACUUCUCAAGAAUUAUCAGUCGAAACAAUUCGAGUUAAACGCGGUUGGCGAGAAAUCAAAAAAUGAGGAUGCCAAUAAAAAUGACAAUAAUAAAGUUAUGAGAAAAGUUUUGAUCAAGUACUACGUCAAUAAAGAUGAAGCAAAGUUCAACAUACUCGAAGUUGAGGUGCCGAAGAGUGUUGCUGCUAACUCGCUUGAUGGCAGCAGAAUUGAUCGCAAUUUCUAUUACCACGAAGAUAAGGAUUUUGGAUAUCCAUCUAUUUUUCAACCAGUAGAUGAUGGAGAAGCAGAUAGUGCCGUUGAUAAGAUAAAUCCUCUUGAGUUCAUGAAUGAAGAGUACAACAUCAAUUAA
Messenger RNA from Helobdella robusta, 681 nucleotides. RefSeq lists its product as hypothetical. The transcript is spliced from 2 exons. The coding region runs from base 1 to 681 and encodes 226 amino acids. The record is from RefSeq and is a predicted model, not a curated record. NCBI's taxonomy places the organism in Eukaryota, Metazoa, Annelida, Clitellata, Rhynchobdellida, Glossiphoniidae.